Messenger RNA from Amphibalanus amphitrite, 1935 nucleotides. Its product is annotated as glucose-induced degradation protein 4 homolog. Lineage: Eukaryota; Metazoa; Arthropoda; Thecostraca; Balanomorpha; Balanidae. The transcript has 6 exons. Bases 449 to 1066 code for a protein of 205 amino acids. The record is from RefSeq and is a predicted model, not a curated record. Gene Ontology annotation, biological process: protein targeting to vacuole; proteasome-mediated ubiquitin-dependent protein catabolic process; negative regulation of gluconeogenesis. Gene Ontology annotation, cellular component: GID complex; extrinsic component of membrane.
CUGCUUUUGUACGACUGUACGGAGGGUUGAGAUGGUGAGGCGAGCAGGUAAAUGAAGUUGGUAUCUAAUCAAUGUGUGCUGUGCCUUUGGCCUGGGCUAAUCUUUGAACCCUGGGAUGCAACAGUCACGAUGGCUCCAUCACUGGAGCUACAAACUCUAAAAAGAUAGGCUUUCUCAGAAUCCCUCAUUACCCCCACCGAAAGGGCUCCAUUACCCCCAAAGGGGGCAUGCCCCACCAUUUGCCGACCCCUGGUCUAAGCAUUAGAUGUGACUAGCUGGACGGCGGCUGCAUCUAUCUGGCAACAGGCUGUCCCGGUGAGACUCCACAACUGACAACUCUGCUCCACUUCACAUCACUGCUGCAUUACUACUAGCUUCUGCUGUGCCGCUGCCAGCCACCGGAGCGCGACAACUCCCCGCCAGUGGGCCACUGCUCAGCACCAGCGCAAUGCCGGUGCGCCUGGAGCCUAUGGAGGCGCCACCGCCGCCGCUAAAUUCCCAUCAGCCGGGGGUUGUGACCUCUCCCCUGCAUGAUGGAGCCGUGUUCAAGGGAUUCCAGAAGUCCAAAGGCAACUGCUAUGAUGUGGAGGUGGAACUGAAGAAGGUGGACCUUGAGAACGCCUACCUCUGCGGCUACCUCAAGAUCAACAACCUCACUGAUGACUUUCCCACAAUGGUCACCUACUUUGACGGCGAGAUCAUCGGCAGGCGCCACCCAUUCUUGACGAGGAAGUGGGACGCCAAUGAAGAGGUGGACACCAAACACUGGGGCAAAUUCGAGGCGUUCGCUCCGUUCAGCAAGACGUUCAACACGGACGACUUUGACUUUGGCGUGUUGGACUCUCACGAUGCGGUAUUUAUGCGGUGGAAGGAGAGUUUCCUCAUUCCCGACCAUCAGGUGAAGGACAUCAAUGGCGCCUCGUUUGCCGGUUUCUACUACAUCUGCUUCAUGAAGGCGUCCUCACAGAUCGAGGGCUACUACUAUCACGAAAAGUCGGAAAUGUACCAGUCCCUGGCGCUACAAUACGAGCCCUGCCACACCACCGAGAUUUAUGAGUUCAGAUGAGACAGCCCGUUACUUCCCAGUGGCUCCACAUGAAGGGGACAAAGACACCAUUGUGUGGUGUGGAUGAACAAAGUGCUCUGAUAUUCUAAGAGAGACAGUGAAGGUGAAAAUUGGCAGCGAAAGAGGUAAUGUUUCGGUCAGUUUAAGCCCGUCCCGGGCUGGUGCUUGGUGCCACCCGCACCAGACCUGGGGUUUGAGAUCAUACAGGUCCCUCAUGCUGAGAUAUUGCCAUGUGAUGGUGUGGUGUUGGUAUGAAGUUGUUGAAGUGUCUAGCUCAUAGCUGUAGUUAUUUUGGCUUAUUUUUCGAAAGUUAUUUCUGCUGAGUGAAAGUAGAUCAUUUCCACAGUUAAUGUACUUGAAGACAGUGUAUGUGAAGAGAGUUCAUUCUUAAUAUUGCUUUUUGUGCUUGGUUUGAGGUUGAAUAUUUAACUCUCACGUUCACACAUCUAAUUUAGUAUUGUUUAUCAGUCGUCUUUAGGCGAAAGAUAACAAUGAGACUGAAGGUUUGGAAAGUUCUAGGAUAGUCUUGGCCCCCUGGCGGCCCUUGUAAUGCGAAAUGUGAAUGCCAACUUCAAGGGACUGUUGCAUCAAAGGAUGCCGUGCUUGAUCAAUGUAAGGAUUGUUGAUAAGGACUCUGAAGGUGUCUACUUCCUCAUAUAGCCCAUAUUGUCAUCCAUUGUCUUGUUCCCUUUUGUGUUCUUGUACUUACCAUAAACCAUUCUUACAUAGUUUUUGUGGUGUAUGAUCAAUAUUUACAUGUAUCUCUAGCCGCAAACACGCUUCCAUGUGAUCCAUUUUCAGUCAGUUUUCUGGAUAAUGUGUCCUUUUACUGUGAUUUGUGGUAUAAUAAAAGUAACGUUAUCCUGUGA